AUGGAUAAUGAAUGGAUGACAGUAUUGGAUUACAAAGCUCUGUACCCGUCAAUUAAAUUACCUCCCUGCUUUUGCGCUCUCAGAGACUUUUUGUUAGCAAAAAUUAGCAAUUCGAUGAAAUACCACAUGCAGAUCUUGGAGUUGGCAGAUUUAAUUUGCCACACAUCUUUCUUCCAAUUUGAAGAUAAAACUUACUUGCAGGCACGGGGCGUACCGAUGGGUAGCCCCAUGUCAGCUAUACUCUGCGAAUUAGUGUUGCGUAAACUCGAAAACGAUAUACUCCCCUCAUUCCAGGAAGACAUAUUGGCUUACGCAAGAUAUGUGGAUGAUAUCUUUAUUUUAUGGAAGGAUAAUCGCAUGGUUAACCAAUUUAUAGAUCUGAUCAACGACAACCCAUAUGGAUUAACCCUGGAACUAGAGCAGGAAAGUGGAAACAAUGUUAAUUUUUUGGAUUUAUCUAUAACUUGCAAAGACGGGGAAAUCAGAACAGACAUAUACUGGAAACCCACUUAUCUUCCUAUCGUCAUUCCUUCGCAGACCCUGAGUAUAUAA
This is a messenger RNA of Centruroides sculpturatus (bark scorpion), 552 nucleotides long. RefSeq names its product telomerase reverse transcriptase-like. The record is from RefSeq and is a predicted model, not a curated record. Lineage: Eukaryota; Metazoa; Arthropoda; Arachnida; Scorpiones; Buthidae. Bases 1 to 552 code for a protein of 183 amino acids. The transcript has a single exon.